Molecule: messenger RNA, 5755 nt
Organism: Oncorhynchus keta (chum salmon)
Lineage: Eukaryota; Metazoa; Chordata; Actinopteri; Salmoniformes; Salmonidae
Gene: farp2
Product: FERM, RhoGEF and pleckstrin domain protein 2
Cellular component (GO): cytoskeleton
Molecular function (GO): cytoskeletal protein binding; guanyl-nucleotide exchange factor activity
Source: RefSeq, a predicted model, not a curated record
UCGUAAAGGACCUAUCAAAUGCAAUCUGAACCAAUAAGAGAGCGAAUUAGUUGUGUUCUGUCCAAUGACAAAGUGUCUUGUGGCUUCGAGCUUUUCCCGGAGACCCAUCCAGUAUAUCGUAUUCAUUAUUGGAGUUCCAGGAUUUCAAGACGAAGGACAGAAGGAGUGAGUGACCCAGUGGGCUGGUUGGUGUGCGGGGAGAGCAGCAGCUAUGGGUGAACUGGAGGGCUCCUACAGGGCCAUACAGACCCCUGGCACCCGGCUGGGGGCCCAGUUCAAUGCUGGGAUCAGUACCUUGGAGCCGGGCCAGAGCCUCAGUGAUGCUUUGGGCCCCGGGGGUAGGAGCCCAGGCAGGGGACUACAGCUCCGGGUCCAGGGCCUGGACGACUCCCAGGAGUUUUACGACUUGGAGUCCAGAGCGGACGGACAGACUCUUCUCUCUGAUGUGUUCCGGAGGAGCAACCUAAUGGAGAGCGAUUACUUUGGCCUAGAGUUCCAGAACAUGCAGAUGAGCUGGGUUUGGUUGGAACCCACAAAGCUUGUUGUAAAACAAGUGAAGAGACCCAUGAACACCCUCUUCAGGCUGUCCGUGAAGUUCUUUCCCCCUGACCCUGGUCAGCUGCAGGAAGAGUACACUAGGUACCUGUUCUCCCUGCAGAUGAAGCGAGACCUGCUCGAGGGCAAGUUGAGCUGUACAGAAAACACAGCUUCCCUGCUGGCCUCACAUCUCCUUCAAUCUGAGAUAGGGGACUAUGACGACCUGGCGGACAGGGACUUCCUGAAGCUGAACAAGCUGCUGCCCAAUCAGGAGAGGAUACAGGAGAGGAUCAUGGAACUGCACUACAGACACCUCGGGCAGACUCCAGCCGACUCAGACUUUCAGGUUCUGGAGAUCGCCCGUAAACUGGAGAUGUACGGCGUCCGUUUCCACCCAGCAGCCGACCGAGGAACGAAGAUCAACCUGGCCGUGGCUCACAUAGGCCUGCAGGUCUUCCAGGGUAACACCAAAAUAAACACCUUCAAUUGGUCCAAGAUCCGAAAACUGAGCUUCAAGAGGAAACGCUUCCUGAUCAAGCUAUACCCAGAGGUUCAUGGGCCUCAUCAGGAUACCCUGGAGUUUCAGAUGGUCAGUCGGGACCAGUGUAAGAUCUUCUGGAAGAAUUGUGUGGAACAUCACUCGUUCUUCCGCCUCUUGGAUCAGCCGCAGCCCAAGUCCAAAGCCAUUCUCUUUAGUAGGGGAUCGUCGUUCAGAUACAGUGGGAGGACCCAGAAGCAACUAGUGGAAUAUGUAAAGGACAGCGGAGCAAGGAGGACACCAUAUCAGAGGAGGAACAGUAAGGUGAGGAUGUCGGCUCUCCUGGCCCCUGAUGUGCCAAAACAGACUUUCUCGUUCAAUGACAGCCUGCGGGCGCCAGGUUCCCCAUCCUCUGCGACCGGGUCCUUCCACUCCAUACAAGUCUUCAGCUCCCCCACACGGCUGGAGCCCCAGGCCCAGUCUCCACAGCCUCCUCCACAGAGCCAGGCCCAGUCUACACAGAGCCAGGCCCAGUCUACACAGCCUCCUCCCCAGAGACAGGCCCAGUCUACACAGCUUCCUUCCCAGCAGCAACAGACCCAGCUCCUGCCCCCACAGCUGGCCAGGCCCUCCAGCCCCCCAGCGAAGGAGGACCCCCACAAGGCCACCGACAUCCCCCCAUGUCACCACGCCUUCUCACAAGGGUCCUCUAUGGACAGCCCCCAGCUCUCCCCGUUCAACUCCAAGAGCUCUCCCCUCUGCCUGUCCCCCUCCUUCCAGAUGUCUACGCUGAGUCUCCCGGGGGCAGGCCAGACCCCCUCGCCCCUACAUAGCCCCAUCCUGAGUGAGGUGGGCACCAACAGGCUAGAGGAGGAGGAGGAGGAGGAGGGCAGGAGGAAGCGAUAUCCCACCGACAAGGCCUACUUCAUUGCCAAAGAGAUUCUAACCACAGAGAGGACCUACCUGAAAGACCUAGAAGUCAUCACAGUGUGGUUCCGCAGCGCGGUGAUCAAAGAGGACGCCAUGCCAGAGGGGCUGAUGACCCUGCUGUUCUCCAACAUCGACCCCAUUUAUGAGUUCCACCGGGGGUUCCUCAAAGAGAUCGACCAGAGACUAGCUUUAUGGGAGGGGCGCUCUAACGCUCAUGUGAAGGGAGACUACCAGAGGAUUGGAGACGUCAUGCUGAGGAACAUGUGUGCUCUCAAGGAGUUCACCAACUACCUGCAGAAACAUGACGAGGUGCUGACCGAGCUGGAGAAGGCCACCAAGCGCCUGAAGAAGCUGGAGACGGUGUAUAAGGAGUUUGAGCUUCAGAAGGUGUGUUACCUGCCUCUCAACACGUUCCUGCUGAAGCCCAUCCAGCGCCUCAUGCACUACAAACUGAUCCUAGAGAGACUGUGUAAACACUACAGCCCAGACCACCCCGACCACAACAACUGCAGAGAGGCCCUGAAGGAGGUCGCAGAGAUGACCAAUCAGCUCCAGAGUAGUUUGAUCCGUCUGGAGAACUUCCAGAAGCUGUCUGAGCUCCAGAGAGAUCUGAUCGGCAUCGAGAACCUCACUGCGCCCGGCAGGGAGUUCAUUCGAGAGGGUUGUCUGUACAAGUUGACCAAAAAAGGGCUUCAACAAAGGAUGUUUUUCCUGUUCUCUGACCAGCUCCUGUACACGAGUAAAGGUGUGACGGCCACCAACCAGUUCAAGGUCCAUGGCCAGCUGCCUCUGCACGGCAUGAUCGUGGAAGAGAGUGAGAAUGAGUGGUCUGUUCCUCACUGCUUCACCAUCUACUCUGCCCAGAGGACCAUUGUGGUGGCAGCCAGCUCGAAGGUGGAGAUGGGGAAAUGGAUAGAGGAUCUCAACAUGGCAAUAGAGAUGACCAAGAAAUCUCAGGAGAAAUCAGACCUGUUCCUGGACCCAGGGCUCUGUGAUCGCUCCAACAGGUCGUCGGAUGAGGUUUCUCUGGAUCAGGAGUCAGAGGAUGACAUGUCGUCGUCCCGUAACUCUCUGGAUAAGCAGACCCAUCACCGUGCCAACAGCACCAUGCAUGUCUGCUGGCAUCGCAACACCAGCGUGUCCAUGUCAGAUCACAGCCUGGCUGUGGAGGACAAUGAGCCAAAACACACCUCCAGGAUGUGCAAGGGAUAUUUUACCAAGGAGAGAGAUGGAGUGCUGCAUCAGAUGACCUGGCAUCCACAAUCCCCCCCAACCUCAACCAAAUUGAGCUGGUUUUGGGAUGAGUCGGACCACAGAGUGAAGGAAAAGCAGCCAACAAGUGCUCAGCAUAUGUGGGAACUCCUUCAGGAAUGUUGGAUAAGCAUUCCAGUGUUCUGUUCCCCAGCCGUGUCUCCAGAGCUCCCUCCUCGUUACCUGCUGGGUCAGGGCCAGAGACCCAACACCAUCACACACGUCUGCUGGUACCGCAACCAGAACCUCUCACUCACUGAUUAUCUGCGCAUGAACCAGAACCAGCUCUCAGGUUACCUCCUAAGGAAAUUCAAGAACAGCAACGGCUGGCAGAAGCUCUGGGUGGUCUUCACCAACUUCUGUCUGUUCUUUUACAAGACUCACCAGGAUGAUUUCCCGCUGGCCAGCCUCCCGUUGCUAGGUUACACCGUGAGCAGCCCGGGAGAGUCGGACAGCGUCCACAAGGAGUACGUCUUCAAACUGCACUUCAAGUCCCACGUCUAUUUCUUCCGGGCGGAGAGCGAGUAUACAUUCGAGAGAUGGAUGGAGGUGAUUAAGAGUGCGGUCAGUGCUACUGGCAGGAUGAGUCUCCUCAUACCUAAAGGUCCCCUGCAGAUGAAUGGGAACUAACUGCGCUCUUUGAUCUGAUCUACUGCGGCUUAGAAGCUUCUAUCUAAUCUGUGUCCCAAAUGGCACCCAAGGGUCAGUCCUAGAGAGCAAAGGCCUGUGCCCAAUAGACUCUGAGACAAUACUGUAUAAUACCAUCCCUCUCUCUCCCUCUCUACGGUUCUCAUUGGCAUCAUGUUAAAGUGGCACUCAUGUCUUGGAUUUAUUUGGCAGAUAAGGGCUCAGUGAGUGACUGGAAGUUAUAUACAUAUAUAUUUCAUUCUUUCCUUAUGGAAUGGUCAACCAUUGUUAUGUGAGAAUCUGUUGAAACAAUGUAUCAGCAGGGAACAGAGUAACAUUCUAAAUCCAGUAAUUGGAUACGUGGUUCAAGAGAGAAGGAUAUACCAGUGCUAUCACGAUCAACAAGGAUGCUUGAGGACAUCCUGUCAAGGAUGAGUGUACACACUCAGCCAGCUGAGAAAGGGAACUAAAGCGAGACUCAUAACCUUCUCAUGGCAGCCAGUGUAAAACAACUACAUCACAAAACAUAGGAUUGGUUUCCCACACUCGGAUUAAGUCUAGUCCUGGCCUUUAAAAAAAGCAUUUUUUAAAAUGGAAAAUCACCUUUUUGAAAGUUUUUUUACUCCAGAACUAGACUUAAUCUGUGUCCAGAACUAGACUUAAUCUGUGUCCAGAACUAGACUUAAUCUGUGUCCAGAACUAGACUUAAUCUGUGUCCAGAACUAGACUUAAUCUGUGUCCAGAACUAGACUUAAUCUGUGUCCAGAACUAGACUUAAUCUGUGUCCAGAACUAGACUUAAUCUGUGUCCAGAACUAGACUUAAUCUGUGUCCAGAAGUAGACUUAAUCUGUGUCCAGAAGUAGACUUAAUCUGUGUCCAGAACUAGAGUUCAUCUGUGUCCAGAACUAGACUUAAUCUGUGUCCAGAACUAGACUUAAUCUGUGUCCAGAAGUAGACUUAAUCUGUGUCCAGAACUAGAGUUCAUCUGUGUCCAGAACUAGACUUCAUCUGUGUCCAGAACUAGACUUCAUCUGUAUCUGGAAAACUGUUUUAUAGCGAUUUAUCCAUCAGGUUAUGUUCUAGAGAAGUUUAUACAGCGUUAGUCUAAAGACUGUUGUUUCCUUUUAGCCAGUGAAAGCAUUCUGUGGACAGUCGUCGUCGAGUCUGUAUCGUGUCUGUCUACAUGAAGAUACAGGUGUCGAAAGGGAACUGGUAGGUGGAGGAAGGCAGUGAUGAUAUUACGGAGGUGCAGAGCUUGUAGGAUUUAUUUGACUAGGGACUGUGGAAGGGUAACUAGCUGGAGAACAACCUCGCAUACUCUUUCUUUAUACCACGUUUAAAAUAGCUGGGUAGCUCUGGUCCAGGGUGUUGUUUCUUCCACUAAGGAAUUAGUGGAGGAAUGAAUGCCUUGGACCAGAGCUCUGGUACAGCAAGAGAGGUAGGGAGGUACCCAGUGAAUGUCCUUUUUUUUUUUUGUUCAUUGAUAAAAGGCAGAUGGUAUUGUAUGUUGAAAUGAGUUAGGAACACAAGCAGUCAAAUCUCCUUUUUUUUUUUUGGGUAACUUCUGUCAUAGACUUGGGAGGCAUUAUUCCGUUGUUUUCAGAAUUUCGUAGUUCUCAUUUGUUCCGUUGUCACAUGGAGGUAUUAAUGGCCAUGGAGUUAAAUAAAUAAGAAAUGGAGUGUAAAACACACAAUUCUGUAAGGUACGAUUUCCAUUGAAGUGUUUCAAGGGGUCUAUAUUCAUGUUAAUAAAUGUACAAGUACUUUGUUGGUCCCCGAGAGAGAAAAAAAAAACAUUGUUAAUGAAGUUUUCCUGUACUAUCAAUAUGUAGUUCUAUUUUAUUUUUCAUACAUUGACAAUUGUCCAACCUAAUUCUGGCCUAAUUCAUAACCUCAAAUGUUGUUAAAGUCAAAUAUACUUAAAGCAUUUA